AUGGCAAAUGUAAAUGGAGUCAUGACGAUACUCCCUCCUCCCGAGGGAUAUGUGGUCGACUUUGACAACCCUCAAAGGAGGUUGACUACGGAGGCAUAUGCACUCUUCAUCGUUGAGAACAUUUUAGCAUUCAUUUUCCUCGCCCAACGACUUUUCACAAAGAUUCGUCUGAUGAAACAGUUCCAGAUUGAUGAUGUGUUUGUCAUUCUCGCGUGGAUGUUUUCAGUCGCAACACAAGCCUUGUUGAUUCAAGGCUUCGCUUCGGGAGUUAUUGGCGUACAUGCUUGGGAAAUUUCGAUCGAUCAGUACGGCUAUUACUCAAGACUGAUUCUUGCCGCCCCCCUGGUUUACGCCCCUUGCUGUGCCCUGACCAAAAUCACAUUGUGCAUUUUCUACAGUCGUUUAUCGCCAGUUCGAGGCUACCAGAUCGCGGUCUGGUCAACCGUAUUCAUAUGCGCUGGCGCAUAUACAGCUAUCUUCUUCAGUCUGAUAUUUGCAUGCAAACCGAUAGCGGCUAGCUGGGAUCCACUGUUGCUUCCGAUAGCAGUCUGCACCAACCGAGGAGGAAUCUAUAUCGCAACCGCUGUCAUUGGUAUCGUCACUGAUGUGAUACUAAUCGCCAUCCCAAUCCCAACCAUCUGGCGCCUACAAAUGCCCAGGAAGCAGAAGAUUGGCCUGACCAUCAUCUUCGGUAUUGGAUCAAUAACUAUGGUCACUUCAAUCAUCCGCUUGGUUGUCCUGAUACCAGCAUUGACGGAUCCUGAUCAAACAUGGAUAAUUGCCGUGGGCUGUGUGUGGAUCAUCGUCGAGGCGAACCUCUUCAUCAUCUGCUGUUCCCUGCCCACCCUGCGACGAUUCUUCAGACACGUUGCACCGCACCUGAUCGGCGAGAGCUCUCGCGGAUCUUCAGGAAAAGGUUCAUCCGGCCAAAACCGCGCGUUACACUCAUGGAAGAGCUCCAGGAGCGGCCCGAAGCGCCAGUACGAUACCCUUAUGAACACCGUUGAUGGCGGCGGCGACAAACACGAUGACGAGAUCCCCCUUUCUGGUGUCACGGCCAAAGAGUCCACGCAAACGCGAGAAUCCAAGGCACAAGUCGGGUCACGCCCAUGCAAGGACAGCGACAGCGAAGAAGCCAUAUUGUACGAGCGGACUGUUGAAGUCACUUACGAAGGCCUCCCCGUCCCCAAUCCACCCAAUCCUCGUGACAACAAGGCUUGGACAGGUGGUCGCGGCCGAGUGUCAGAAGUUUGA
Molecule: messenger RNA, 1254 nt
Organism: Bipolaris victoriae FI3
Lineage: Eukaryota; Fungi; Ascomycota; Dothideomycetes; Pleosporales; Pleosporaceae
Exons: 5
Coding region: 1-1254 (417 amino acids)
Source: RefSeq, a predicted model, not a curated record